AAAAUACAGGAAGCAACAAGGAUAUGACGCUAAAUACAACACCUCCACAAAUAUCACUGGAUUUCUAAAGCCCAUUUUCUCGUCCAUAAAGAAUUUUUGUGCGAAACAUUACAGGGUUCGCUUUGGCAGCUAAGCACAGUGUUUCCAAGUGAAUGUGCUGAGGGCUUCAUUUUCAAUUAGUCAAUUAGUUGACGGGGCGUCGCGCUUGAAUCUACGUGCGGGAACGCCGGCGCGGCAGGAUGAGUGGCGCCGCGCUGGGCAUCGAGAUCGUGGUGGUGUUUUUCCUCGCGCUGUUCCUCCUCCAUCGCUAUGGAGACUUCCGCAAGCAGCAGCGCAUGGUACUGUUCGGCACACUGCUGGCCUGGUACCUGUGCUUCCUUAUAGUAUUCAUCCUGCCUCUGGACGUCAGCACGACUAUUUACAACCAGUGCAGAAUUGAUAAUAAAGAGCAUGCAGCCAUAGGCCUGCCUGCUGUGUCCUCAGCUUUCUCCAACCAGACAACAACAAACUCCACUGUCCAGCCCACUAAAAGCGUUCCGAAGGUGUGUUACAAGCCAUGGAGCUACAUUCCGGAUGGGAUCAUGCCCGUCUUCUGGAGGGUUGUGUACUGGACUUCACAGUGCCUCACAUGGCUGCUGCUCCCUUUCAUGCAGUCGUACGCUCGCUCCGGCGGUUUCUCCAUCGCCGGGAAGACCAAGACGGCGCUCAUCGAGAACGCCAUCUACUACGGGACCUACCUGCUCAUCUUCGGCUCGCUGCUCAUCUACGUGGCCAUUCACCCGCAGUGGCGCCUGUCCUGGUACGAGCUGCAGACGAUAGGGAUCACGGCGGCCAACACCUGGGGCCUGUUCCUGCUGGUGCUGUUGCUAGGCUACGGCCUGGUGGAGAUCCCGCGGUCCUACUGGAACAGCGCACGCCGCGGUCACCUGCUUAUGAAGACCUACUUCAAAGCGGCCAAGCUGAUGACAGAGAAGGCCGACGCCGAGGAGAACCUGGAGGACAUAAUGGAGGAGGUGAGGAAAAUUAGUGAGGCCAUUAAGUACAACCACCCCCUGAGGAAGUACAUCGACACCAUUCUGCGAAAGUGUCCCAUCGAGUACCAAGAGAAGAUGGGGAGGAACAUGGAUGACUACGAGGACUUUGACGACAAGCAGAACACCUACCCCAGCGAGAAGAGCCUGGUGAAGCUCCAUAAGCAGGUGAUCUACGCGGUGCAGCGGCACAACCGGACGCGGGUGCAGUGGCAGAUCCUGCUGGAGCAGGCCUUUCACCUGGAGGACGUGGCCAAAAACGAGACCAGCUCCUCCCGGCAGUUUGUCCACAGCUUCGCGCCGGCCGAGCCCCCUGGCUGGUUCGCCCGCUACAUCUACACCUCCACAGUAGAAUGGUACUGGGAGUGCCUCCUGAGGCAGUGGUUCUACCGCGUCCUGGCAGUGGUUCUGUCCCUGUUCUCCGUGGCGGUGGUGUGGUCCGAGUGCACCUUCUUCAGCACGCGGCCCGUCCUCUCCCUCUUUGCCGUCUUCAUUCAGCUGGCAGAGCGCGAUUACAACUACCUGUACAUAGAGAUGGCAUGCUUCAUCACCAUCUUCUUCCUCUGCACAUGCGUGUACUCCACCGUGUUCCGCAUCCGAGUCUUCAACUACUACUACUUCGCCUCUCACCACCAGACUGAUGCCUACAGCCUCCAGUUCAGCGGCAUGCUGUUCUGCCGUCUAACUCCGCCUCUGUGUCUGAACUUCCUGGGUCUGAUCCACAUGGACUCGACCAUCUCGCACCAGAAGAAGGAGCAGACUGCCUACACCUCUAUUAUGGGUUCCAUGAGGGUUCUGUCCUUCAUAGCUAACGGAUUCUACAUCUACUAUCCCAUGCUAAUCGUUCUGCUCUGCAUCGCCACUUACUUCAGCCUGGGCACACGCUGUCUCAACCUCCUGGGCUUCCAGCAGUUUAUGGGAGACAACAACAUGACCUCUGAUCUCAUGGACGAGGGCAAGGAGCUCAUCCGGCGAGAGAGAAGAAAACGCCAGAGAGUGGAAGAUGGAGAUAACCGACGAAGAGAAUGGAAAGAGCGCUAUGGAAACCAGCGGGACGACUACUCCGCCAGAAACAAGAACGCCCCUGCCGAGCUGAAAGAGACCAACUACUCCGACACGGUCAACGCCAACUCUAACCGACAAGCGAAGUACUCUCGGUCUAGUGGCCGUCCGGAGAGAGACCAGAUUGAGUUGCUGCAGGAUGCCGAGCCGCUGGACUUCAAUGCAGAGGCGGCCUCCGAUGACAUGGACCUGGAGACGGGGAGGCACACGGGGGGCCGGUACCUGUCCAUGUCCUCGUCCCGCGGCCGAAUCUUUGAUGACGUGUGACCCCGACUGAGGGCAGGAGGGAGAAGGGCGGGCUCUCUCUCUCACUCCCCCCCCUUCCUCCACCACACAGGGAAGACGGUGUCCAGAGAACUGGCCCUCUCUCCCAGGAAAGUAGCAGUGCACUCCCCCACACACCCAAUGGCAUUCUUAUCUCUCUCAAAAUCUUGCAUAUCCCAACGUUGAAUUGGUGCGGUCCUCUCAUGUUCCAAAUAUUGGAACACGUUCCUGCAGCCUGGUUUUCGUUCACUAAACCAAUUCCUUUCUGACUGCUACCACUUAAGCCUCAAGUAUUUGGUCAAAUUUGCUGAGGAACGGACUUGCUCCACAUGGACAAGCCCUGUCGUUUUUAGGUUAAAACUUUUUUUCACUGGUUAAUUGUAUAAUUUGCAAAAAUUUCCAUGAAAUUACAUUGCGGUUUUUACAUAUUUAAAUUAAAUUCCAGUGAAUUAAAAAGUUCCCUUGUCUUGCCAUCUUGGUUUUGGGAUAGAGUUUGUGUGAAGCUACUGCCUUUCCACAUACAGCACUAAAAACAUUCAGCCAACUUCUCUUCAAAAAUACAUUUUGAGAAAAUGAAGCCAUGCUUACUUAAAAUUUUAAAGAAAGUCUUGGAAAAGUUGCUGGUUCACAGGUGCCGAUCCCCAGACUGCAUCAGGGCUAUAAGCACCUUCCAGCACAUUCUGUUAGCUGAGAAGUAAGAGGUAGCUAACAGUCUGUCCUCCGCUUCGUAAGGUUAUGGUUUACAAGUUUAGGAAGAGCUCAUUGGGAAAAUGUAUGUGCUAUAUGGAGGCAUUUCUUAAUAAUUAUAAAUGCUUGACCUGCAUUGCUGAUGUUGAUGGUGACUGUUUAUUUGAGUGGUGCACAGUUGUCAGCACUAUGACAGCAACAGGAAAUGCAUUCUAAUCUGGAUUAUAGCUAAUCUAUCCCGCAGAUUUGUCCAUUUUCAGUUUUAGUUUUCAGUUUUUUUUAACAGUCUAGAUCCAAUUAAAUUUCCUGGUUAUUUUUUAAGAAAAAAAAAACGAUGGGGCUUAUUCAUGUAUGGCUAAAAACCUUCUGUUGUAUCUAUGAAUGUCAGAAAUCUAUCGGAGGGAAUGAAGUUGAUUUAAUGAAGUUAUUCUUUUUUUCCAUACCUGUGUAAAUAUGUUUCAUUAUUAAUAGAAGUUGCACAAAUUAACCUUUGUGAUUGGUCCACCCCAUUCUAAUUUUUAUUGGGUGAAUUUGCUCAGAGUCAUUUACAUAAGGCCAAUCGAAAAGCUUCAAUCUGUUUAUUUCUGUCCUGCUACAAUGUCGUUUUUGUCUCCUCUUCUUGUUAAUUCAACUCUCUGAAAUUGUAUUUAUAUGUGAAUUGUACAUACUUGUGUAAAUGUAGUUGCAAUAUGGGGCAAGCUUGUUACAAUGGUGUGGUUUGUAAAUACUGACAUUUCUAUAUAACUAGAUACAGUAGCUUGCAUUUGUCUAAUAUUGGCAUACAUACAUUAUUAUUAUUAUUAUUAUUAACACUAUUAUUAACACUAUUAUUAUUUUUAAUUUCUUUAAAAAAAUUUUUAAUUUAAUUUAAUUUAAUUUAAUUUAAUUUAAUUUAAUUUAACCCCCCCCCCCCCCACUACAUGCAGCCUGUUUGGCUUGGAUAUUACAUGGUAAAGCGGCUGUUUUCUGGUGCAUGAAGCAACCACACAGCUCACUGGAAUUAUUUUUUUUUCCAAUCCUUGUUGGAUUAGAUCAUUUUGCAAAAACACAUUGUUUUUGGGAACGUGCAACUCUCUUGCAGGGUAUCUUUGGUGCUCUAAAAUCUUAAGGCAGCAGACUAAGUUGCUGCUGUGUCAAACGAAACAACCCUUUCAGUGACUGAUUUAGUUUGUCACAUUUUGAUGAUGUCAGUGUGCACUCACUGGUUAGUGAGGGGCAGGGACCGAGGGGAUGAUAGGGCAGACCGGCUUUAAAGUUGGAGAGCACUUCAGAAUUGUAAUUUGGAGACGUUCCCUAAGAGUAAAGCAGUCAUUCGCAGACUUAUUUGCUGUUUGAUGUUUAGUCGGCAGCCAUGUUAGUACUCUCAUGAUUUUGAAUGCGGCCUCUGCUGCUUGAGCGGCUCAGUCGCAGGAGGUUUCUUCACUGGUUGCUAAAGCUAUUCAAAGUGAGCUGUAAUGCUAAUUUCCGUCUGCUAGGCUACAUGUGUGCAAGGCAAGGACACCUACUGAUAACAAAAAUGAGUUUUCACAACCGUAGCUUGAUACGAUCAAUGAUUAACAUUGACUUUAUUGGCGAUUAGCGUCCGUCAACUGUUUGUUUAACAAGCUGGGACAUCUGUAGCGAAAACUGGUUUUCCUACCAGCCAUCUGCUUUGUAACCGGAGAUGGCUGUGGAUCUUCUUAAUGGCAGCACCACCGGGACCUCCUACAUCAUCUGUCCGUCUGCCCAUUUUUACAAAGAAAGUAUGACUCUUAACUGAAGGUUGCAUGGGAAUGACCUCCAAUCUAUGCACACACCUAGCUACAGAUGUUUCCUGGCUGUAGAAUUGUACAAAUGUUUGCAUGCUAUCUCCAUGCACUGAAAUGCACUGAAGGCGCUUGCUGUCGAAAAUUUGAAGAAUCCCUGUAGUGGAAACGGUUCAGCGAUAUUUAAUGUACAAUUUAAAUUUGUGUGCAAACAACAAUAUAUACUAUUCUGUGUAUAGUACAGUAAGGUGUUACAACAAAAACAUGAAUUUCAUGGGUCAGGUUGUUUGAAGAAUGCAUUUUUUGUGUUUAUUGGAAAUGAAAUGUCUGCUGUUGGCCUUAUAAUGCUGAAACACUUGAAUAAAUUAAUGUAGAGGCAUAUAUCCACUAUUUGUAAGUAUGGGUGAAGUUUUUUUCGAUGGAAUUUUAAUUACCAUUUAGCAGCUUUGAGACAGUUACAUUUACCGGCAUUUCCCCAGACAGGUUGUUAAUGGAAGUACAUAUGAGCAUGCAAAAGUGUUUGGAACAAAUUUCAUGCAAAUUCUACUCAUGCGUGCUGAUGCAGACUCAUGCACUUUUCAGUAUGCCAGGCCAGUAUGUUAUUUUUGUGGAACCUGCACAGUGACGGACAGCGUCCUCAUAAAAACUUCUUUCUUGUUUUGUUUUGUUUUGUUUUAUAAAAUGCACAUGUAUAAUAAGACUACAAAAGUGAUGGCAUGCAUCAUAGGUGACUUCAGAUAGCCCAUGAGAAGACUUAUGAGUGAGAAAACUGUACUCGCUGAGUCUGUAGAGUAGAAGUAUAGUUGGUUGCUCAUCAGUGCCCAGGAAGAGUGCGUUUUACUGAAAUGGUGCAGCUCAAGUUGGACCUACAUAACAGGUCUACAGUAAAUACCUAUGUGCUGAAAUUGCCAAGGCACUGCCUUGAUUUUAUAUCAGUGACUGUUUGUACGGUUUGAAAGCCAGUUUGAUCUAGCCAUAGAAUGUUAUCUGCUCGUUUAAAAGCUUGUCAGUUGUGUUAACCGGUGGUCCAUAUUGUUAUUGAACGGGCCUUAACUGAAGGAGUGUGAUGGAAGAUUUAGCAUUAAACAAUAAAGCUGCCACGAGACAAUCACUUUACUGUUAAUUUUUUGGAAGCACAUUUGCCAUGGAUUAAAAUUGGCACAAUCAUGAGGCUGCAUGGGGAACCAUAGCCAUCAGUGGUACAGUAUUAUAGACUGCCCUUUAAAAAAAUGCAUUCCACUUAAAACUGUCUCGUGAAAUACUAGCUCUGACUUAAGCCUUGAAAAUCUUUCUUCUUUCUGCGUGGAAGUUAUGCUUUUGCGUGUCUUGUCACUUUAGCCACAUUGAUCAGUAACUAUAUUAUAUUUGACUAAAAAACAAAUUUUUCUUCUCAUGAAAGGUUAUUUCUAGCUACUGCAAGAAAUGAUUACUUUAUUAAAUAAGAAUAAUUGGAAUUAUAGCUUUUUUUCAACAAAAAACAAUUUAACUUGUAGCUUAAAACUGGCAUACCCAUGGAUGUAUAAGAAGUACAUUAGAACUGGUGGAGUCGCAUGCAAUGGCUGCUGCAUUAGAUUUUUAUUUUUUAUUUUUAUUCCUUAAGCACUCCUGUUGUGAAAUUAAUAUAAUUUCAUAUGAUGUUGUAAUUUGCAAUAUUUACAUGCUACAUAGUUUGAUCACCGUAUUGUAUUUAUUUAAAUUUUAAAUGAGAAUUCCUUGUGAUCCAGAAGACUAAAGUGCAUGGGAUUUCCUCAUUUAUAAUCUUAAGAGAAUAAAAAUCUUAUUUUAGAAUCUACAUUUUUAGAAAACAAUAAAUUGUUUUAUGUAUACUGUGUUCUUAGCUCUGUGUGCGUUUGUCUGCCAAAUGAACAUGAUAUUAUGGUCAUUGAAUGGAGUAGAAUGGUUAACACAAUGAUAGUUAAUUACGCAGCAAUGUUGUUGAGAAAGAGAUGAUGCAUAAAACAGUGGGCACUGGGACAAUUUUGCUUAUAAUUAUCUAUAAAGUAUUGAUUUAUGGAAGAAUAAUGUAUGACUAACCUCACUUUAAUACGAUGUAUGGCUGUUUGUCAAUACUUGCACCUGUUCCAAGUGGAUUUAUACUGCUAAUUAUUUAAAUUGUGCUAUUAUGCAUUGUAAUAUCACUAUUUUUCCAUACCUUAUCUGCUGAAAGUUGGUAACACUGGUAGUAACUACAGAGUCUUAUUUAUUAUGAAACUUAGCGCCUGUGUACCGUGGUAGAUCUUGAAAAUAAUGAUUAAUACUAUAGAAUGGCUUUAGGAGCAGCCAUUUUGUUGGCCUGUGCAGGGGUUCACAUCCAGUUUCUUCUUUUGAUUUGUGAUGCGUCAGUUUGUGCCGUCCCUUCAGUGUCUCUAAUCAUGACAUUUGUAGAUAGACUGGCCAUCAGAAUUUGAAGCCUUUCCUGAGCUUAGCAUAGGUGGAGCAUCUUGGAGAGCUAGGAUAAGAGAAUAGUGCCACAGGUCACCAUAGUUACAGUGUGGUCUGAUGCAGAAGGUGCUUAGGCUAUGAGUCAUCCAUUUCAAUCAGCUGGCUUGUGUCCUAUUGAGAAUUUUUGAAACAAAAUUGCAACCAAGGUACCUGAGAUAUAGGACCCCAGGGACCCACUGGGGAACUAUUGCACAAAAAACAAAUCCUUAUUCAGGCUGGAAGGGGUGUGAUGGUUUCCAUCAUUAUAUUGAAGGGGAUGUGCAAGGCAUAAAUAUUUCUCUUAUUCAUGUAUUUAUGUAAAUUUAUGACAGGUUUUUGCAUACUCAAGCAUUUUAUCUGUACAGCGAGUGAUUCUUCUGCACUGAAAAUGCACUGGGUAUGUCUGUCUUCAGACUCAUUCUGUAAGUCUUUUUUCUUUUUACAGAAUAUUCAAAAACAAACUGUGUCAGUCUGUGCUGGUCAUUUGCCCGGGAAUGCCACAAAGUUGUUUGCACGGCUCUUCCUGGCACAAACUCCCGAGAAAUCAAAUUAACCACCCUCCCAUGGCAACAUUGAAAGAACGGAUGAUGUAUUGAUUUAACCGACAUUGGCAGGGAAAUACAUAUGUAGCCUUCACACUUCAAUACCAAGGCUCUUUAGUGUAUACCACAUUGCAAAGAGGUGAAUUUGAACACAGUGCUCAAAAUCUCGGAAGUAGAAUGUAAUUGUUUUACUAUGCAGAACUCCAUGUAAAUAGACCAUUUAUUUUUUUCCCCCUCCCCCAUGUAUUGGCAGUGAUUCAGGAGCGUUCUGUCAUUUGAUAUGAACUAUUUUCAUCCCAUUUGGGUUGACCAUAGCACAGGUAACAAAUAGCGUAGUCUAGAGCGAUACACGUUGUAAAUAUUUAAUUGCAGCUAUAUUGACUCUGUCCACCGCCGAAUGAAUAAGUCAUUUUGACACGGGUGUGCAAAAAAUUGUAAUCUGAUGCCUGUUUGUGAUUACCUUGUUACAGAAAAUGAGGCCAACCUUGUAUCUGCUUUUUUCUUUAUUUUCUACUUUAUAUGAAAUUGUGGGAUUUUAAAUGUUCAUUUCUUGUCAUUUAGAAUUGAAACUGUAACUGGGAAUAUGCUGUACUGAAGGACAUUAAUGUUUAAGAAUCCUGAGUGAUAGAUUGCCAUGACUUCCUUUUUUUAAUUGUGCACCUGUAUUUCCUUGGUAGACACAUGUUCUGAGUCUGAAAUUUGAUAAUUUAUUGGUUAUGAUCUACACGGUGUUCUUUGGAAUUAAAGAAAAAAACAUAUAGCAAUGUUGUGAUGUAUAUCAAAAUAAAAUGUUUAUGUGAAGGCCUCCCUAGUUUCAUUUGACCAGAGACAAAAAAA
Messenger RNA from Anguilla anguilla (European eel), 8589 nucleotides. It is a transcript of the gene lmbrd2b, whose product is annotated as LMBR1 domain containing 2b. NCBI's taxonomy places the organism in Eukaryota, Metazoa, Chordata, Actinopteri, Anguilliformes, Anguillidae. The transcript has 18 exons. Gene Ontology annotation, biological process: adrenergic receptor signaling pathway. Gene Ontology annotation, cellular component: membrane. The coding region runs from base 240 to 2360 and encodes 706 amino acids. The record is from RefSeq and is a predicted model, not a curated record.